Molecule: messenger RNA, 390 nt
Organism: Eruca vesicaria subsp. sativa (arugula)
Lineage: Eukaryota; Viridiplantae; Streptophyta; Magnoliopsida; Brassicales; Brassicaceae
Source: the annotation of a GenBank genome assembly
AUGGAUCUACAGAAUCGCCAGAUAGCAGAGAACAAUCGGAGGGGAGGCACCGCGAAUCUUCAGACGAACCACCGCAACCACCCUACCGUUGGGCAUAUCAUCCGAGCCUCAGAGCACGACUGGCUCAGUGCUCGCGAUGUUUACCUGAUUCUCCGACAGAGGAGGAGUUUGACUGUCUCCGGCAAUUUAAAUCCUCGACAUGGAAUUCAAGGACUGUUUCUCUUCUAUUGUCACCGAUUCUUCAACUACAGGAACGGCUUCAUAGACAGGCAUACAUUCAUUCGCAGCCAUGGUGAGAACAAUAUCAGAGUCACCCAGUCUCGACCUCUUAUUCCCGUUCCUCUUGCUCCCACUUACCACCGUAGGUUACACCGAUGCCAUAGCAGGUAA